AUGUCUUCAACCAUAAAAGUUGCCAAACAGAGUCUACGAAAGGCCAUCGCUGCGAAACUCUCCCUUCUUUCGCCAAAAGACGUCCUGGCUCAAUCCUCGACCGUAUCCCACUUGGUACAAGAACUCGCUGCUUUCAAAUCCUCUCAACUGGUAGCACUCUAUAUGAGCAUGCCUGGCAUAGAAAUAGACACACUCGAUUUGAUUCGGCGCUGUUUCGAGCAACACAAAACUGUCUACCUCCCUUCUUGUAGCGAUGAGGCAGGAAAGCCAAUGAAGACAAUGCGAUUUUUGAAGGUAGGCUCGUUUGACGAGGUGCUUGCUCUUCAACCUAGGGGCAAAUAUAAACUUCGCGAGCCUACAGAAGGUGUAGAUGCCAUGCUGCUCGGCUCCAUAGACUUGGUGAUUGUUCCUGGUGUGGCAUUUACGAAAGAAGGAUAUCGUCUUGGGCAUGGCGCCGGAUACUACGAUCGAUUUUUGAGUGAGUUCCAACUGCGAUUUGAUAAGAAGCCAUUUUUGGUUGGCGUAGGCUUGGCAGACCAGAUGGUGGACAGUCUUCCCAUUGAACCACACGAUUGGACGCUCGACGAGGUGAUUGUUGGCCAAUGA
Molecule: messenger RNA, 606 nt
Organism: Australozyma saopauloensis
Lineage: Eukaryota; Fungi; Ascomycota; Pichiomycetes; Serinales; Metschnikowiaceae
Product: 5-formyltetrahydrofolate cyclo-ligase
Exons: 1
Coding region: 1-606 (201 amino acids)
Biological process (GO): tetrahydrofolate interconversion; folic acid-containing compound biosynthetic process
Cellular component (GO): mitochondrion
Molecular function (GO): 5-formyltetrahydrofolate cyclo-ligase activity
Source: RefSeq, a predicted model, not a curated record